Gregarina niphandrodes is the source of this 1434-nucleotide messenger RNA. RefSeq lists its product as hypothetical. NCBI's taxonomy places the organism in Eukaryota, Apicomplexa, Conoidasida, Eugregarinorida, Gregarinidae. The record is from RefSeq and is a predicted model, not a curated record. The transcript is spliced from 3 exons. Bases 1 to 1434 code for a protein of 477 amino acids.
AUGACUGAGCCCGCUGCAGAUAUAAAGUGGGCGGACCUCUCGGAGGAGGAGGAGGAUGAGGCGCCUAAGCGGCGGCCUCUCAUCCACCGCCAACGAAUUGAGCAACAAGAACGAAGCGAAGCCGCCGCCGCCGCCGCGCGAACACAGCAGUUUAAUCGAAACGCCCGUGGCCACUACUACGACCACCGAGACCGCGGCGGCGGUGGGACCCGCCUCCACGACCGAGCCCACGACCGGGACCGAGCCCACGACCGAGCCCACGACCGGGACCGAGUCCACGAGCGUUUGUACAAUGACCGCGGCGUUCGUGACCGCGACCGGGAUCGCCGCAACGGGCCCCCGCAGACCGCCCGUGGGGGACUGGCCCGUCCGCACACGCGCGGCACACUCCACGAGAACAAGCCCAGCGACAUCUUGCGGCCGAAACCCGGCUCUUCAAUGCAAUCGAGCAGACGCACCUCGCAGCCGCAAACCUCGCCCGCGAUCAGCAAGCCUGCCGCCACAUCGCCCGCCGAGAAGAAACCAGCCCCCAAACUCCAACUCGGCAUCAUCAACUCCAUCACCGCCACUGCGGACGAAGGCGUCGCCAGAAAUCCGUCGAUUUUCGGCGAGGGCAAGGCCCGCGAGGACGUGCUCAAGGAGACGAAUCUCUCCGAGCCGAGCGUCGAUAAGUCGCCUGCGGCCAAAUACAAGAUCUCGAACAGAGGUUCGGAACGCAAUGUAAAUAGCAAGGCACACGAGCCGACGGCGCUUCCGCGACCCGCCAACUCCACGACUGGCAGCCAGUCGUCUGGCGCCACGGCCGGCGCUGUGACCGGGACUGCCGCCACCGGGACGAAUCGUCCGGUGGCAGGCCGUGGGUUCGAAUCGCGCGGAGGUCGCGAGGGCAAAACCACGGACCGUGGGCCAGGCCGGCGGGAAACCGGACGCGUAGUCGGGUCGCGGCCGUCAGGGGCGGAACCACCGGCGGAGCCCUUCGUUCCCAGCCCGCCCGGCGAGCCCGGCUUCGUCACCUAUGCACCACCUGUCGAUCGAUUCCAAUUCCCCAACCCCGUCUGCCUCCUCCCGCCAACCGGCGCUGUUCCCGACGGCGGCCGCUUCCGAGACGCCAUGGGUCGCCCUAACGAAGCUUUCGUCCCACCCUACAUGGACUCUGAUCCCAGCUUCACGUGUACGUAUUCCACCCGACUUUUAUGGUUGCUUUGCAGUGCGACACCCGACGGGCCCAUUGAUGUACGCGCCGACGGCAGAUCCGUACAUGUACGCCGCGCCACCGCCGACUGGCGAGCCGCCAGUCCUGGGUUCGAUUCCGAGAAAUGUCGUAACGAUGCCCACGAAGCCAACGGUAUUGAGCCGGUGUCCGCCACCGCCGCCACCGCCCGGAGCGAGUCCGACGGCACCGAGUCCGACGCCGGCCGCGCCGCCGCAGGAUAA